Molecule: messenger RNA, 2733 nt
Organism: Esox lucius (northern pike)
Lineage: Eukaryota; Metazoa; Chordata; Actinopteri; Esociformes; Esocidae
Product: vimentin A2
Exons: 9
Coding region: 188-1591 (467 amino acids)
Biological process (GO): intermediate filament organization
Cellular component (GO): axon; plasma membrane; intermediate filament
Molecular function (GO): structural constituent of cytoskeleton
Source: RefSeq, a predicted model, not a curated record
AUUCCUUAAUAGGACGUUGGAGCUGCCACUCUCAAGGGAUUGUUAUCUCAUUAGAAUAAAGACCGGAGUAUACUAUCACUAAACUCUUACAGCAACUCAGUGACAGAGACUGAACAAGACAAGGCAGGACCAAGAUCCGACCAGAAAAAACCGAAUCACUUUUAACGACAACAGUGUGAACAGGAAUAUGACAACCCCCCGUGGUCUUCAGUCUUCCUAUAAGAAGUAUUUCGGAGCGGAGAGGAACAUAAACCGAUCCCCAUCCUAUUCAUCCAGUCGCCAACUGUACUCCAACCCGACUGCGGUGCGCUCCUCCCGCGUCUCUUUCGGCCUGUCUUCCGUCGCCCCGGGGUUCUAUGCAUCCAGGUCUCAGCGGCUCCGCAGCAGCACCUCCAUGCCCCGGCUUACCUCCGAAACCCUGGACUUCUCUCUGUCCAAUGCUGUAAACUCUGAGUUCAAGACCAACCGGACUAACGAGAAGGCGCAGAUGCAAUCGCUUAACGACCGAUUCGCAAGCUACAUUGAGAAGGUUCGGUUCCUCGAACAGCAGAAUAAAAUAUUGCAGGCCGAGUUGGAGCAGCUCCGGGGUAAGGGCACCUCCCAUUCUCGCAUUGGAGACCUGUACGAGGACGAGAUGCGGGAACUGCGGCGACAGGUGGACCAACUGACGAAUGAGAAGGCUCGUGUUGAAGUGCACCGGGACAAUCUGUCUGAUGACUUAGAACGGCUCAGAGAGAAAUUGCAGGAGGAGAUGGUCCAGCGUGAGGAGGCAGAGAACACCAUGCAAGGCUUCAGAGCGGAUGUAGACAAUGCAGCUCUGUCCAGACUCGACCUUGAGAGGAAGGUGGAGUCACUGCAGGAGGAGAUAAACUUCCUGAAGAAACUACAUGAUGAGGAGCUGUUGGAGCUACAGUCACAGGUGUCGGAGUCUCAGCAGGUUCAGAUGGACAUGGAUGUGGUCAAACCCGACCUGACCGCUGCUCUUAGGGAUGUCCGCUCUCAGUACGAAAACCUGUCCUCCAAGAACAUGCAAGAGUCUGAUGAAUGGUACAAGUCUAAGUUUGCUGACCUGGCAGAUUCUGCAUCCCGUAACGUUGAAGCACUCCGGGUUGCUAAGCAGGAGGCCAACGACUACAGACGCCAGGUUCAGGGGCUUACCUGUGAGGUUGACGCCCUGAAGGGAAGUAAUGAAUCUAUGGAACGCCAAAUGAGGGAGAUGGAGGAGAACUUCAGCAUGGAGUCAUCUGGUUACCAGGACAACAUUAGUCGUCUGGAGGAGGACAUUAGGAACAUGAAGGAUGAGAUGGCACGACAUCUCAGAGAAUACCAGGAACUCCUCAACGUCAAGAUGGCCCUGGAUAUAGAGAUCGCCACCUACCGAAAACUUCUGGAGGGGGAGGAGAGCAGAAUCAGCUCUCCUCUGCCAAACUUCUCCAGCUCAUUGAACCUAAGAGAGACCAUGAUGGAUUCCAGACCCAUGGUUGAAACAACAGUGUCCAAGAAAGUUCUGAUUAAGACCAUUGAAACCAGAGAUGGACAGGUGAUCAACGAGUCGACCAACCAUGAUGACCCGAUCGAGGUCUACGAUUAGAGACCAGAGAAAACACAGAGAUACACAGAGACACUAAGAUCAAUGGAGCAUAUAUUUAUGGUCAAUAUAUCUUUAGAUCUAUGCAGCAUGUAUCUAUGGUCUGUAUUUCUUUAGAUCUAUGUAGCAUAUGUCUAUGGUCUGUAUUUCUUUAAAUCUAUGGAGCAUAUUUCUAUGGUCUGUAUUUCUGUAGUUUGCCUCUGGAGCCACCUGCCAUAGCACCAGUGAGAAAAUGACCUACCCCCAGCAAACGCACCCAACAGAAGAAUCUUAAAGUGCCUUGUCAUUCCCUCAGAUAGGUCUAUAUGCCUACAGAUGUUGUUUUUCUAUUAGCCAAAUCUAUAUGUCUACACCUGUUGUUUUUCUAUUAUCCAGAUCCAUAUAUUUACACCUGUUGUUUUUCUAUCAUCCAGCAGAAAUAACUAUAUAUUUACACCUGUUUUUUUUCUAUUAGCGAGAUCUAUAUGUUUACAUCUGUUAUUUUUCUAUUAGCCAGAUCUAUAUGUCUACACCUGUUGUUUUUCUAUUAGCCAGAUCUAUAUGUCUACACCUGUUGUUUUUCUAUUAGCCAGAUCUAUAUGUCUACAUCUGUUUCAGGUAGAUAUAUUAUGUGCUAAACUGGUCUGGGUAGGCUGAAGCCUCCAGAGGAGUUUUGCCAUGUUUGUACUGGUAUAAUUAUAGUGGUUGGAGAUAGUGGUCAGGACAAAUCAGUAGAUCAGUUGAGUAGGGGUGAGCCGAUGAGAGGAAUGGCUGAGAAAUAGAUGGAAAGAGAGAUCACACUGCCUCUAUGGGACAUACAUAUUAUAUGAAGCAUUACCUUAAGAGCUCUAUAGGAACCUGUCUAUGCAAGCAGACUGUAGACUCAGUGUUGAGUGACCCAUCUUGGUCCUUCUGCACAACCUGGUAGACAUUGGCUGUUAACAAAAUAAUAACCCUAAAAAUCGACACAACCUGUUAGACAUCAGCUGUUAACAAAAGAACAACCCUAUACAUCUACACAACAUGGUAGACAACGACCAUGAACACCUUCACAACCUGGUAUACAAUAGUAUUAAACACCCUCACAAUUUCGUGUUAACAGAAGAGCUUUAACCGACUGCCCUCACUGUCUCCCUCUGAAUGCCAAUAAACAUGUUAGACACAAA